AUGAUUAAUAGUUCGUUUCCGGAAAGUAUAAUUUUCCGGAAAGUUUACUUAAUUUUUAUAUUAUUAUAUUCCGGAAAGUUUAUUUACUAUUCUUUGCGUAGUUUGUUAACUUCCCAUGUUCUCGCCAACAAACGCGUCAAGUUGUAUAAUGUUUUUGGUGAGGAAGGAGAUGAUAUAAAAUACAAUUUUGAUCAAGUUUUGCCUGGCGAUUCGUUGGAAUUAAGUAUAAAAAAGGAAAUAGGAGGAGUUAAAGUAGUCGAUUUGGAUUUAAAAAAGAAAAGCAAAACGUCAUCAGGGACUCAGCAUAAGAAAAAAGACGAUAUUAUUAAUGAAAAGAAUGAUCAGAUUAAAGAAAAAAAUAGACAAAUUCGAACUUUGCGCGGAAGAAUUACCCAACUUGAACAAGAUAAAAAUGCUUUAAAAGAUGAUAAUAAGUAUUUAACUCAACAAAAUAAGUAUCUUACUGAUUGCCUCUUAAAGUCUUUGCCUAAUAAUCAGCAACAACCGAUUAUGGAUAAUAAUUAUUAUUCUGGUGGGGGUAAUAGUGGUAGUUCGUUUUCAAAUAAUCAACAACGACCGAAUAUGAAUAAUAAUAAUAAUUAUUAUUAUUAUAAUGGUGGGGGUGGUGGUUUUUCUCAAGUUUGGAUUUUUUCUAAUAUCAUGAGAGCUCUGAUGAAUAGUGUGGCUUUUGCGUCCUUCCUUAUUUAUCUGAAACUGUCUUUACCAUCCAAUCACUUAAUAUUAGAAGAAAAACGGAUUUUUAAACCUCAUAUUCUUUAG
This is a messenger RNA of Meloidogyne enterolobii, 780 nucleotides long. The record is from the annotation of a GenBank genome assembly. Lineage: Eukaryota; Metazoa; Nematoda; Chromadorea; Rhabditida; Meloidogynidae.